GCAGGGGGCGGGAGGAGGAAGGCGCUGGCGGGCAGUGAUGGCGGCGAGUGAUGGGGACGUAAAGCUAGGCACCCUGGGGAGCAGCGGUGAGCACGGCGGUGACGGGAGUCCCGGCGGCGCGGGAGCGACGGCGGCGGGGAGCAGUUGGGCCGCGACGCUGCUGGCCACGGGCGGGGAGAUGCUGCUGAACGUGGCUCUGGUGGCGCUGGUGCUGCUGGGGGCCUACCGGCUGUGGGUGCGCUGGGGGCGGCGGGGUCUGGGCGCGGGGCCCGGGGCGGGCGAAGAGAGCCCGGCCGCCACGCUACCACGCAUGAAGAAACGGGACUUCAGCCUGGAGCAGCUGCGCCAGUACGACGGGGCGCGCACGCCGCGCAUCCUGCUCGCGGUCAAUGGGAAAGUCUUCGACGUGACCAAAGGCAGCAAGUUCUACGGCCCCGCGGGCCCAUAUGGGAUCUUUGCUGGCAGGGACGCCUCCAGGGGGCUGGCGACAUUCUGCCUGGAUAAGGAUGCACUUAGAGAUGAGUACGAUGACCUCUCAGAUUUGAACGCAGUGCAAAUGGAGAGUGUUCGAGAAUGGGAAAUGCAGUUUAAAGAAAAAUAUGAUUAUGUAGGCAGACUCCUAAAGCCAGGGGAAGAACCGUCAGAGUACACAGACGAGGAGGACACCAAGGAUCACAGUAAACAGGACUGAACUUUGUGAACAACCAAAGCCAGGGGCAUUCAGAACUACAGCCCUUCUUUCAGAGGACAUCCAGUCUUGGGGGGCGCACCUGCUGUGAGAAACACUUGGCCUGAGUGUACCCCAUAACGAGCUUCACUGUGGGGAUCUGAAUAGGAGCAUUGCUUGUGCUACAGAUGGAUUGGGUGCAGUUGUUUGUGAUGUCUGGUGGGCUUCGUCAUCCUGACGAGGAGACAGGGCCCUCUGCAAGAAAGUCACCAGGUUAUUUCACCCCUCCCCUCCUCUCUCUUUUCUCUUCCUUCCCUUUCCCUCUUCCUUUUUCCCCUUCCUCUCUCUGCCUUCCUGUCCCCUACCCCUUUUAAAACAAAACAAAAAAGUAUCAAAGACAACCAGAUAGGUAUUUGCUACUCAAGUGUAUAGAUCACUUAAAACAGCAAGGGAUCCUGUUUCACAGGCUGUUUUAUUUGUGUUAAGGGAAGAGCCUUGGGCAGGGGAGUGGCGGUUGCACAUUCAUUUAAGAAGUUCAGGCUACUGAAACAUUAAAAGUGAUUUCCCGAACUUUUUUUUUUCUGGACAUUGUCAGGGAAGAGGGAAAAACUUCCUUCUAAGAAAGGUUUGGAAAUUAGAGGGAUUUCCAGUGGAUUGAAGUAAGCAGUUCCCUAGCUAAGAUAAUUUGAGACCAGUUUUAUUUUCUUCCCUUCCUUCUGCUAGGUCAAAUCAAUAUUAAUUGUGCCUUAUUUCACUUCCAUAAACUUGAAUUAUUUUUAGGAAAAGCCCCUCUGAAUUGAGAAGUCACUACAAGCAGCAUUGAGACUGAGGUUGCUGUCAUUCUGUGUGUGGGAUGUGAGAGGGACACUCGGUGUUGACUGCCGUGUGUAUACACACAUAUAGCAUUGUGAUGGCCAAAUGCGUCCCCUGUGCUCUUUGUUUUUCUUCAGGAAAAAGUGAAAAAUCAACAACUCUUCCCCAGCAGCUCCCUAAAUUUAGGAGUCUGCUCCUCACAUGUCACUGGUGUGGGUGCAUGGGCCGUGGUGUGAAUGUCCGUGUGGGUGAGUCUGGAUGUGUGAGAGCACCUUGGAAGGGGCUCUCUGCGGAUCUGUAAACACGAGUACCGUUUUAAUAAAGCAUGUACAGUAAACCAGACGAGCUCGAGUCGGGAGCCAGUGUGUCAUAUACUAAUAAGACUGCGUUUGAUUCAGGAUGAGGAAAACUAUUGGAAAUGAAAAUCGGGCACUGGUUAGCCAAGUGCUACAUAUACCACGUUCAGUGUAACUUUGAGGCAAUGCCACCUUGGUGGAACAGUCCCGCUGUGGGAUCGUUCAGGUAAGAGGUGAUGUAUUGCAGUGCACACAUUUGUACUUGGGCUUUGCUGUCGCUGGUUAUGCCGGCAGCACUGACAUAAAAACAGUAUUACGGAUAGCUACCAAAUCCCUCCAUUAUGAGUUGGAAAAGUUUUACUUCAGAGCCUACUUAGGUCAGAUUUUGGCUUCAUGCUGGAUUCUUGGUCAGGGACAAGUUGCUCCUACACAGAAAAGCCCAAAAUGGGGGUCGUGAAAGACUUGUGCUUGCUGAGUGUGAUGCAUGCAGAAAUCAUCAAGAUGACGUAAGCAGAAGGGUGCAGCAUGCUACGCUCCUGUCAGUCCUGGAGCAUUCUCUAGAAAGUGUGGUUGUCACCUAAUCCUGGCUGAAGAGCUCAUGCGUUGACUGAAGAGUUGAUAAUUUGUUUCUUUUUUAUGUAAAAUGUUUUCUAGAAACAAAUUGUUAAAGUAUAUACCUUCUGAUGUAAUAAACUGCUAUAUCUGACCCAUUGGACCUGAAGGUUGAAAAUCUGCAUCUGUGAGCAGCCCCAGGUAUUCAUGCAGUAAAAACAAUGCAUUUUGUUUUUUAAAAGGAAGUGGUUUUGUGUUUUGGACUUGAAAAUAAAGUGUGUUCUAUAGAUAAUU
Messenger RNA from Chionomys nivalis (European snow vole), 2622 nucleotides. RefSeq names its product progesterone receptor membrane component 2 (gene Pgrmc2). Gene Ontology annotation, cellular component: endomembrane system; membrane. The transcript is spliced from 3 exons. NCBI's taxonomy places the organism in Eukaryota, Metazoa, Chordata, Mammalia, Rodentia, Cricetidae. The record is from RefSeq and is a predicted model, not a curated record. Bases 38 to 691 code for a protein of 217 amino acids.